Molecule: messenger RNA, 1859 nt
Organism: Spodoptera frugiperda (fall armyworm)
Lineage: Eukaryota; Metazoa; Arthropoda; Insecta; Lepidoptera; Noctuidae
Product: piggyBac transposable element-derived protein 3-like
Exons: 2
Coding region: 360-1859 (499 amino acids)
Source: RefSeq, a predicted model, not a curated record
AUAAAAUUUCGUGUAUCAUAAAGUUUUUCUUAACCCCUUACCGCAUCGCGGAUCAUAUAUAAACCAAGCCAUAUUUUCAUGAAUAUCUUCAAUUAGAAAAUGAAAACAGUUAGUUUUGUGUAUAGCGUAUCAAAUAUGUUCCAUUCCUCUGUCAUAAUAAUAUGAACACCGCCAUCUAUGAGUAACUCUACGAACUCGCCCAUCAUUCAACAUCGACGAACAGGUUGCUACUUGAGCGCGUCGGUUUCUGUUAUUUGAAAACUCCGAAAAAAAUAUAAAAUCUCUAGUUACCGCUAUUAGAUAAAUAUUAUAAAGAAGAAAAAUACUUAUAUAUUAUUGAUAAGGCAACCUGAUGGAAUAUGGAUCCUAGACGAUUUUACGGCGGUAUCCAUACGAUUCUCAAGGAUUUUCCGGACAGCAGUGCUGAUGAGGACCUAUCAGAUGACGAGCAACUAACGAAUAGAAGACGAAAGGUACUACCACCUCUCUGUAUUCCAGAAUCUGAGGAGUCUGACUCAGUUUCUGAUGAUAAUAUACCUUUAUCUCAUCUUGCUUCUUCGUCAACAAGGACUUCAAGGGCUGAAAAGCCUCGAUGGAGGGAUGGAUUUUUGGAAAGAGCUGAAACUGAUUUACAGUUUACUGGAGACAUUUCUUUGCCUCUAGAAAUCACAACGUUGAAUACCCCGUACCAGUUUUUCAAAUAUUUAUUCACGGACGACAUUUUUCUAUAUAUAUCUCAAGAAACUAAUAAAUAUGCAGUCGAAAAGCGACCAGAAAAGCCCAGUAAUAUUACUGUAAAAGAACUUGAACAGUUUAUUGGUAUUUGCCUUUACAUGUCGAUAGUUCAGUUACCCUCUACAAGAUUUUAUUGGAAUGAGGAUAUGGGGUACCCAAAAGUUAGUACAAUAAUGUCUUGUAAUCGUUUCGAAGAAAUCAAACGUUUUAUUCAUUUUAACGAUAAUUUGACACAAAUACCAAAAGGUCAGCCAGGACAUAACCCACUUCACAAAAUCCAACCAUUAUUGGAGCUUUUAAGGCAAAGAAUUUUGACAGUUCCUAAAGAACAGUAUAUGGCUGUUGAUGAACAAAUUAUACCUACCAAGAGCAGAUCAUCUAUGCGGCAGUACAACCCUAAGAAACCCCACAAAUGGGGCUACAAAAACUUUGUCCUUAGCGGCAGUUCAGGAUUUAGUUUUGAUUUUGAAAUAUAUACUGGAGCUCAGGGACCUGUACAAUCUGACACUAAUUUGCCAAAAAUAAGUACUAGCAGUGACGUCGUAGUUCGCCUUUCUAGGACAAUACCAGAAGGACUCAAUUACAAACUAUUCUUUGAUAACUGGUACACGUCACUACCCCUUUUGACGUACCUUAACAAAAAAGGUAUUUUACCAAUAGGCACCAUAAAAGCUAAUCGUAUCCCAGGCUACAAGGUUCCAGUUGAAAAAGAUUUAAAAAAAAAAGGCCGAGGAACUACUGUAGAAAAAUUGACCACAAUUGACAACACUGAUAUAUCAGUAGUGACCUGGUACGACAACAGAGUUGUGAACUUAGCUUCAACUUAUGUUGGCAGCAAACCAUCAUCUGAAGUUCGACGUUUCAAUAAAAAAGAAAAAACAUAUCAAAAUGUAUCAUGUCCAAAGGCAGUCACGGUUUAUAAUAGACAUAUGGGUGGCGUGGACUUAUUAGACGCUCUUCUUGGCUAUUAUAGAAUUCAGAUUAGAUCGAAAAAGUUCUACCACCGCAUAUUUUUCCAUAUGAUUGAUAUGAUGACAGUUAAUGCGUGGUUGUUAUACAGGAGAACUUUAGCGGAUUCAGACCCAUAUUUACCUUUCAGCCGACUUCAAAUGCGCAGUAGCUGA